GUCUUUGGCCAUCUGUAAGCGGUCGGGGCCACUGCAGCGCCUCGUACGACAGCGAUAGGAGAAAAUGCUCCGGCGGCCAGCAGACAGAAUAAUAACCACUAUGGUGGCAACUGUGGAACCAUCAAAGCUCCCUUGUGAUCAUGGGAGCCAAUCUUUAUCCACAAGCAAAGAGAAGAAGACUUGCUUCGUUCGUGUAAUCUGCAGUCAAAACGAAGGUCUCCCUUCCUGGGAGCAGAUUGUGUUCCACGAGUCGAGAGUCUCAAUUAAAGGAGGAGGAGGAGGAGGAGGAGUUCUGCUAUCAGUCCUUUGUUGACAUGGGGUUUCCGGUGGGCUGCUCCGAGCUGAUCGUGCCAUUAACGCUCCUCCGCAUAGCUUUGCUCCUGGGCCACCUGCGACGCCUCCUCUUCCUGGUCUUCGACGUCAUCCCCUGGCCCGACAACUCCAGCAGCAUUAGCCGCGGCAGCAGAUGGAACCAGCCGUUGCAGUCGGCGUCGGCGACGCUGACCAUCGGAGGGGCGCUUCCGGUGGUGAAGUACGAGGAACUGCCGGAGGCCGACGACGGCUGCGCGGUGUGCUUGUGCGAGCUGGAGCACGGGGACGAGGUGCGGCGGCUAAGCAACUGCCGCCACGUCUUCCAUCGUGGCUGCCUGGACCGGUGGGUGGAGCACGACCAGAGCACCUGCCCGCUCUGCCGGGCUCCUCUCGUCCCGGUGGAGAUGCGCUGGGCCUCCGCCACGGAUUCUUACUACAACGACGACGACAACGACGACGACUGCUUGUCGAUCGACUCUUCUCUUCAUCUUUAGGUAAUGGCGUCAUACAAUAGCGUGAUCUCUGCACUUUGGCUCUGCUGAUCUCUACACAGGGAGUUCACGUCACUGAUCUAAAGAAAGCUAUUGGUUUGAGCAAGAUGAAGAUUCAAGAGACCUCAUCUAAAGUAGCUAAAUCUUUCUUCUUCAAGUCCUUCCUCUCUUACACUCAUCAGUACUCAACAUCUCAGCUCUUGGACUCCUCCAUGCUUCUGCUUCCAUGAAGCUCCAAAGACCAUAAUACCUCUGCUUCAGAUGAGGUUAUGUCGAGCAGUGUCACCUUUCAAUCACUCUCUAUGUAGACAACUUCUUUACCACAGUAUCAUCCACAAAUUUGGACCAA
Musa acuminata subsp. malaccensis (wild Malaysian banana) is the source of this 1152-nucleotide messenger RNA. Its product is annotated as brassinosteroid-responsive RING protein 1-like. The record is from RefSeq and is a predicted model, not a curated record. NCBI's taxonomy places the organism in Eukaryota, Viridiplantae, Streptophyta, Magnoliopsida, Zingiberales, Musaceae.